This is a messenger RNA of Teleopsis dalmanni, 768 nucleotides long. RefSeq lists its product as uncharacterized. The transcript has a single exon. NCBI's taxonomy places the organism in Eukaryota, Metazoa, Arthropoda, Insecta, Diptera, Diopsidae. The record is from RefSeq and is a predicted model, not a curated record. The coding region runs from base 7 to 393 and encodes 128 amino acids.
UACACAAUGUUGGCAGUAAUUUUAUGCAUUAUGAGUGCAACUUUAAUUUCUGCCCAAGCUGACGGAGAAAGUCAUAAUUACCUGGAUGUACAAACACCGAAUACUUUUCAAUAUAAUUCACCACUGCAUCAACCGGACAGUUUACGUUCACGUCCCUACUUCGACUUCUUGAGUACUCUAUAUCGUCAUGAUCCUACUAAGACUUCGCUAUUUAGUCCUUAUGCAGUACGCACACGUCGCAGUGCGGCGGAUCCUAAACAUGUUGCUCUCCUCAAAGAGUUCGCUGAGAAUAAUAAACGUAGUAAAAGAGCCAUAGUGUUCAGACCACUGUUUGUCUACAAACAACAGGAGAUCAAGAAACAGGAAUAUGCCAAGCGCAAGAGACGUUAUUAAGUACUUAAAUAAUUUUUCUCAAGUUCGGCAAUCUUCUCAUAUGACUUUUCCUUUGCAUUUCAUACAGAAUUGCAAUUUUAAUUUCAAUUAUAUUUUUUUUAUUUUUAAUUUUUAUUAUAAUUAUUGUUUUUCUCUUUGCUUUAUCUUUGUUAUAUAUAAUUUUUAAUUAUAUCACCACAUUUGAAUGAAUUUCACUAUAGCACAUAACUUGAUCUAAUUUAAAAAUCUAGGCUAGGAAAUUGUUGUACUUUUUUUACAAAUUAUAAAUGGACAUUUUAGUUAAGUAUAUAUCAUUGUAUAAUAUAUAUUUUAUAUAUGUGUGUAAAAAGAUUUGCUAAUUUAAGUUAAAAUAUUAAAUAAAUAAAAUGAAUUUUA